This is a messenger RNA of Coffea eugenioides, 909 nucleotides long. Its product is annotated as neurofilament medium polypeptide-like. The coding region runs from base 1 to 909 and encodes 302 amino acids. Lineage: Eukaryota; Viridiplantae; Streptophyta; Magnoliopsida; Gentianales; Rubiaceae. The transcript has a single exon. The record is from RefSeq and is a predicted model, not a curated record.
AUGGGUUGCUGUUUGAGCACUCAAAAAAAACCGUCCAAAGAUGGUGACAAAUGUGGCGGAGCUUCCCCGCCGAAGCCACUGCGGUCACCGCCCCGGGCGGAAGAAGAAACUGUGAAAGAAGUCCUUGUCCUCUCUGAAACUCCCAUUCCAAAACCUUCUGUCCCAGACGUAGUAGACAAGAAAAAUGACCGUUGUAAACCGCCGGAAAAUCAAGAACUGGAGAUUCAAAUUCAAUCAACUGCUGAGAUUAAACCAGCCAAAGAGUCGACGGUUGUGAUUAAGCCAGCUGAAGAUAUUAUCUCUGAAGCGUCUGAGCAGUCGGAGCUGUGUAGUUUCACUGGGAGUUUCUCCACCACGACAACUGCUACAGCAAUGGACAAGAGGGACGAUGGAGAAGAAGUCAACCAGAAGUCUCCAGUCAGGGUUCGCCGGAAAAGGACAAAUGCCGGAGAUAUAGCUGGAGCUAGGGAGAGGAGUGUCAGAUCGCCGGCCAGACGACCUCUGCCGUCUCCGGAGAAGAAGCCUGUUGUAUCGUCUAGGCCGGCGCAGGGAAGGGCGAUGGCUUCUCAUCGCAGGAAUGUGGGUGGUGGAAUGGGACCACCGAAUGGUCUCCGGCGAGACGCCGGUGAAGGUUCAGCUCGACGUUCGAGGUCUCCGGUAACACGUGGCCAAGUGGGUCCUCGUCAGAAUGUGAGGUACCGGAGUCCGGGGUUGAGUGAAAAUGGUCGGGCUGGUGGCCGGUCGCCGGCGAGGGCUUUAGAUAACGUCGUUAAAGUGGAGAAGAGCAGCGACGAUGUCGUAUUGCCAGAGAACAACAACACUGAGAGACGUAACGACGACGUUUCAGGGGAGGCUGGCGAGUCCCUGGAGAAUCCGCUUGUUUCUUUAGAAUGUUUCAUCUUUCUAUAG